UGGGUCUCUCAUUCUAAGAUGAUGUGCGAGGUGAUGCCGACCAUCAGUGAAGCAGAAGGCCCCCCAGGAGGAGGUGGGAGCCACGGCUCCAGCUCCCCUUCACAGCCCGAUGCAGAUUCCCAUUUUGAACAGUUGAUGGUCUCCAUGCUGGAAGAGAGAGACCGGCUUCUCGACACGCUGAGGGAGACUCAGGAGACGCUGGCACUAACCCAGGGGAAGUUACACGAGGUUGGUCACGAACGGGAUUCCUUGCAGAGGCAGCUCAAUACUGCACUUCCACAGGAGUUUGCAGCACUUACUAAAGAACUCAAUGUAUGCAGGGAACAGCUCCUUGAAAGAGAAGAAGAAAUUGCUGAACUGAAAGCGGAAAGGAACAACACCAGGCUGCUGUUAGAACAUUUGGAAUGCCUAGUCUCCAGGCACGAGAGGUCGCUCAGGAUGACAGUGGUGAAGAGGCAGGCGCAGUCCCCAGCGGGCGUAUCUAGCGAGGUUGAAGUACUCAAAGCACUAAAAUCUUUAUUUGAACACCACAAAGCUCUGGAUGAAAAGGUGAGAGAGCGAUUACGAGUAGCACUUGAAAGGUGUAGUUUGUUAGAAGAAGAAUUAGGUGCCACCCACAAAGAGCUAAUGAUUCUGAAAGAACAGAAUAACCAGAAGAAGACGCUAACCGACGGGGUGCUUGACAUAAACCAUGAGCAGGAAAGCGCUCCGAGCGCAAACGGAAAGAGAUCGUCCGAUGGGUCUCUCAGUCACGAGGAGGACCUUGCCAAGGUGGUGGAGCUCCAGGAGGUCAUAGACAAGCAGUCAAGAGAGCAGAGCCAGAUGAAGGAGCGCCUGGCGGCCCUCUCCAGCCAUGUGACGGAGCUGGAGGAGGACCUGGACACCGCCCGAAAAGACCUCAUCAAGUCUGAAGAGAUGAACACGAAGCUGCAGCGAGACGUUCGCGAAGCCAUGGCCCAAAAGGAGGACAUGGAAGAGAGAAUCACUACUCUUGAGAAACGCUACCUCGCAGCACAGCGUGAGGCCACCUCUGUGCACGACCUCAACGACAAACUUGAAAAUGAAAUUGCAAAUAAAGAUUCCAUGCAUCGACAGACUGAGGACAGAAACCGCCAGCUACAGGAGCGGCUGGAGCUGGCGGAGCAGAAGCUGCAGCAGACCCUGCGGAAAGCGGAGACGCUCCCCGAGGUGGAGGCCGAGCUGGCCCAGAGGGUGGCCGCGCUCUCUAAGGCGGAGGAGAGGCAUGGCAACAUUGAAGAGAGGCUGCGCCAGAUGGAGGCCCAGUUAGAGGAGAAGAACCAGGAGCUACAGCGGGCAAGGCAGAGAGAAAAAAUGAAUGAAGAACAUAAUAAACGUUUAUCAGACACUGUUGACAAGCUUCUUUCAGAAUCUAAUGAGAGGCUUCAGCUUCAUCUGAAGGAGAGAAUGGCUGCUCUGGAAGACAAGAAUUCUCUCAUACGGGAAGUUGAAAAUGCGAAAAAGCAGUUAGAAGAAACGCAACAUGACAAGGACCAGCUCAUACUAAACCUGGAAGCGCUGAGAGCUGAGCUAGACCAGGCGAGGCUGAGAGGAGCUCCCCUUCACCAUGGCCGACCCCACUUGGGCAGCGUCCCGGAUUUCAGGUUCCCGGUGGCAGACGGGCCCGCGGAGCCCUACGGUGGCAGCGCGGUGCUGCGGCGCCCGCAGAAGGGCCGGCUGGCAGCACUCCGAGACGAGCCUUCCAAGGUGCAGACCCUGAACGAGCAGGACUGGGAGCGCGCGCAGCAGGCCAGCGUGCUGGCCAACGUGGCCCAGGCGUUUGAGAGUGAUGUGGACGUGUCCGACGGCGAGGACGACAGGGACACGCUCUUCAGCUCGGCUGCUCUGCUGUCGCCCAGCGGGCAGGCCGACGCACAGACGCUGGCCAUGAUGCUGCAGGAGCAGCUGGACGCCAUCAACAAGGAGAUCAGGUUGAUACAGGAAGAAAAGGAGAACACGGAGCAGCGGGCAGAGGAGAUCGAAAGCCGCGUGGGCAGCGGGAGUCUAGACAGCCUCGGUCGUUUCAGAUCGAUGAGCUCCAUUCCCCCGUACCCCGCCUCCUCGCUCGCCGGCUCCUCCCCGCCGAACAGCGGGCGGUCCACCCCGCGAAGGAUCCCGCACAGCCCGGCCAGGGAGGUGGACAGACUAGGUAUCAUGACUCUGUUGCCGGCUUCCCGAGAAGAGGUACGAGAUGACAAGACAGCCAUAAAAUGUGAAACAUCCCCGCCUUCGUCCCCACGGCCCCUCCGAGUGGACCGGCUGCACAAGGGGGCGCAGCACACGGUCAGCCAUGAGGACAUCAGGGACGCGCGCAACUCGACAGGCUCACAGGACGGCCCCGUGAGCAACCCCAGCAGCAGCAACAGCAGCCAGGACUCGCUGCACAAAGCCCCCAAGAAGAAGGGCAUCAAGUCGUCCAUCGGCCGCCUGUUUGGCAAGAAGGAAAAGGGCCGGCCCGGGCCCAUCGGCAAGGAGGCACUUGGACAGGAGACAGAAAACUCAUCUCCAGAUGCCUUGGGACUCAGCAAAUUGGGAGGACAGGCUGAAAAAAAUCGUAAACUUCAAAAAAAGCACGAACUGCUCGAGGAAGCCCGGCGGCAAGGCUUACCCUUCGCGCAGUGGGACGGCCCCACAGUCGUCGUCUGGCUGGAGCUCUGGGUUGGGAUGCCGGCCUGGUACGUGGCCGCCUGCCGGGCCAACGUGAAGAGUGGGGCCAUCAUGUCUGCCCUGUCGGACACGGAGAUCCAGCGUGAGAUCGGCAUCAGCAACCCCCUGCACAGGCUGAAGCUGCGGCUGGCCAUCCAGGAGGUCAUGUCCCUGACCAGCCCGUCAGCCCCACCCACGUCGAGAACGACCACAGGAAAUGUCUGGUUAACACAUGAAGAGAUGGAAACGCUCACAGCCACGCCACAAACGACCCUUGCAUACGGGGACAUGAACCACGAGUGGAUCGGCAAUGAGUGGCUGCCCAGCCUGGGCCUCCCGCAGUACCGCAGCUACUUCAUGGAGUGCCUGGUGGACGCGCGGAUGCUGGACCACCUGACCAAGAAGGACCUCCGGGGUCAGCUGAAGAUGGUCGACAGUUUUCACAGAAACAGUUUCCAGUGUGGAAUUAUGUGCCUGCGAAGGUUAAAUUAUGACCGAAAAGAGCUGGAAAGAAAACGAGAAGAAAGCCAAAAUGAAGUAAAAGAUGUGCUUGUUUGGAGCAACGAUCGAGUCAUUCGCUGGAUCCUGUCCAUUGGCCUGAAGGAGUACGCCAACAACCUCGUGGAGAGUGGCGUCCACGGCGCGCUCAUGGCCUUGGACGAGACCUUCGACUUCAGCGCACUGGCUCUCUUGUUACAGAUCCCAACGCAGAACACACAGGCUCGUGCCGUCUUGGAGAGAGAGUUUAACCACCUUUUGGUCGUGGGGACGGACAGAAGGUUCGAUGAAGACGAUGAUAAAAGCUUCAGGAGAGCACCUUCUUGGAGAAAAAAAUUUCGACCAAAGGAUGUUCGUGGCUUAGCUGCUGGGUCAGCAGAGACUCUUCCUGCAAACUUCCGGGUCACUUCCUCUCUGUCCUCGCCCUCGACGCAGCCAAAGAAGAUGCAGCUGGACGGCGGCGUGUCGGGAACGCAGAGGCUGGAUUCUGCUACAGUCAGGACUUACUCCUGCUGAAGCCUCCCCCCUGUUUACCCACACUACUUCUACAGAUGACACGCAGCAGUCGCCACCCACCCAAGACUACGUUUUGGACUCGAUGGAAUCUUUAAUCUGUUAAUACUUGUUAUAUGGACCCUAAGAUAUUUUAUUACAGAGUUUUUAAUUAGUGAAAAAUUCAUGAAUACCAUAGAGAAAAUAUUUUAGAAUUUAAUGUUUCUUAUAUUUAUGUAAACUUAUGACUUCAUUUAUAUAGUUACUUACUUUUUCAUGUAUAUCCAGGCUAUAAAUAUCCUUUCAAAUCAAUUCUUGUUCUUAUAUCUGAUCUUAGUCUUUCAAAUGAAUGUACUGUAAUGCUUGUAUGUAUAAAUCCUAUGAACAGAUACAGGGCUUUUGUAAAUUAUGCAUUUAUUGUAAUUAUCAUUGUUUAAUUUUUUAAUAAUGAACCACAACAGAGAAAAGGAUUUUACUGCGUUUGUAAAAUCAUGGCACAGUGUGCAUUAUCUGUUACGAAACGUAACCGUGCUCUACAACAAUCAUUUUGAAAUAAGCAAGCUUAAUUUCCAGCAAUUGUAUUUUAAUGACUGACCUUAACUGUACUUUUUCUAGCAAGAAAUGCUUUCCUCCUCAGCGUGAACAGAUUAAAAAUGCCAGGUGUUAAAUAUCAGCUUCUAAUCAGAUUGGGACUGAAAGGAUCAUCAGGACACCAUGAACUUCAGACUGGCUGACUCUCCACAGCCUGUGGCCUCGGUAGUCCGUCGUCAGUAACUGGCGGAGCCGUGAGCUGGGGACAGUUCUCUCAGCCUCAAGACAGACUUGCAUGGGGAGCCGGGGCCCGCCGCACCCCCAUCCUCCCCUGCCCCUCGGGGGACGCGGGCCAGGGCGCCCGCACAUCCACUCCCAGAGGACCAAUCGUGAGCGCUGCACUCACUGCGAAGGCGCAGGAUGCUGGACACCAUGCCGCGCAGCUGUGAUAAAGGCCUUAUUUUCGUAUGUAAAUCAUCUUCUUACAUUUGUUUGUAAACAGGUUUAAAGAAUGGACCUAGCCGUACAUUUUUAGAUUUUGACAAUAUAGCCAUUUUGGAUUGUAUAAGUAGCAAAUGUAACUUUUACUUUUAAAUGGCACAUUAAACGGCCAGCAAGAAAUGUGUGCAGAUCACGGCGCAUUAUUUAUUACGCAGCUGAUGUUUCGCCAGCUAGGACAGCACGACUUUUUACAUCUGGUUUCUGCUUUUAAUUUACUUGUGCAAUUUAUUGUUACCGUUCUGUUUUUCUAUUAAUCUUUUGUGAACUUCCUGAUUGUGUAACAAAGUAUGUACAGCCUACUUUUGAACUAUUUUUAUCACAGCAUUAUUUAUUGCUCUCUUUCAAUAAAAUACUGAAGCAUUUUCCACUGCCAAUAAAGAUACAGGGAAUAAGCUGUAAUUACACUGAAA
Vicugna pacos (alpaca) is the source of this 5096-nucleotide messenger RNA. The record is from RefSeq and is a predicted model, not a curated record. NCBI's taxonomy places the organism in Eukaryota, Metazoa, Chordata, Mammalia, Artiodactyla, Camelidae.